AUGGCUCCCAAAAUCGAUGAUUCUAUGCCGGCGCGCAUAUCCUCCGAUUGCCCAGACGACAUUCGGGAAGUCUUGUACCAUGCCUGGGGCCAUGAUAGAAGUGGCCUACAGAAACUGCUAAAAACCACCGGCAAAGCAAAUGCUCAGGACCCCAAGACUGGGGAGACACCCUUACAUGCAGCUAUCCGUGCCUGCGGGCCUGCUUCUGGGGACGAUAAGGACCAGGAAGAGGAUGGCUCCGUUGAAGAGGCUAAAGAGAUAGUUCACGACCUCUUCUUGAGAGGUGCGAUCUGGAACGAUGUCGAUAGCAACAAUGAGACACCAGGGUGCCUUGCCCUUAGACUUGGCCGCAAGCCUCUAUACAACCUUUGUGUAGAGGCUGGAGUGCGAGCUGAACUCCUGUUCGCUCUUAUGGGGGAUUAUGAAGCACUAUCAUCUGGUUCAGAUGACGGUGACGAAGAGAUGGAAGCUGAGCAAGAUGGCGAAGAGGCUCCUCAACUGGUAUCCGCUGAAGACACCGCCCCUCAUCCAGAAGAACCCAAGUUCAUUCCCCCCGAUGCUCAAGAGAAGCAAGUCACAAGUGAGGAAUAUCUAAAUUCGAAACUUGUAUAUGAUGAUGCCAAGCUCGUCGACUCCGACCUCAACGGUGUCAUGAUGGCAUGGGAGACCGAUAUCAUGCGCCGGUCGGUUGCUGCUCUGAUUCCCGACUCAGCCCCUGGCAAACGUAUCCUGAACAUUGGUUUCGGCAUGGGUAUCGUCGAUGGUAUGUUCGCUGAUUUGAAGCCCUCACGCCAUCACAUCAUCGAGGCACACCCAAGCGUUCUUGAGCACCUCUCCAAGGAUGAAUCCAAAUUUGGCCCUAGUUGGGAGAAGAGCGGCCCUGAAGAGGGCGCCUUUAAGGUGCACAAGGGCAAGUGGCAAGAUAUCGUGCCAAAACUACUGGAAGAUGGUGAGGUUUAUGAUGCCAUUUACUUCGACACCUUUGGCGAAGACUACUCUCAGCUACGUCACUUCUUCUCUGAGUGCAUCAUUGGCAUCAUGGACCAGGAUGGAAAGUUUAGCUUUUUCAAUGGCCUUGGUGCUGACAGAAAGAUCUGUUACGACGUAUACACCAAGGUGGUCGAGAUGCAGUGCGCCGAUGCAGGGCUCGAUGUCGAGUGGGAGGAGAGUGAUGUGGACAUGUCUGGCCUAGAAAAGGCUGGUGAGGGAGAGUGGGAGGGUGUACGGAGACGAUACUGGACCCUAGACAAAUACCGGCUGCCUAUUUGCACAUUCAUGGGCUAG
Messenger RNA from Fusarium tjaetaba, 1284 nucleotides. RefSeq names its product arginine n-methyltransferase 2. The coding region runs from base 1 to 1284 and encodes 427 amino acids. The transcript is spliced from 2 exons. The record is from RefSeq and is a predicted model, not a curated record. Gene Ontology annotation, biological process: peptidyl-arginine methylation. Gene Ontology annotation, molecular function: protein arginine N5-methyltransferase activity. Gene Ontology annotation, cellular component: cytoplasm; nucleus. NCBI's taxonomy places the organism in Eukaryota, Fungi, Ascomycota, Sordariomycetes, Hypocreales, Nectriaceae.